Messenger RNA from Cucumis melo (muskmelon), 665 nucleotides. RefSeq names its product 60S ribosomal protein L32-1. Gene Ontology annotation, cellular component: ribosome; cytosolic large ribosomal subunit. The transcript has 4 exons. Bases 81 to 482 code for a protein of 133 amino acids. The record is from RefSeq and is a predicted model, not a curated record. Gene Ontology annotation, molecular function: structural constituent of ribosome. Gene Ontology annotation, biological process: translation. Lineage: Eukaryota; Viridiplantae; Streptophyta; Magnoliopsida; Cucurbitales; Cucurbitaceae.
AUAUAAACCAUCCAGAACCUAAAAGGAUAUCGUCGAAGCUGGGACGGCCAAAGGAAACCCUAGUCUCUAUAUAAGCGAAAAUGGCGGUGCCUUUGCUGUCGAAGAAGAUCGUGAAGAAGAGGACCAAGAAGUUUAAGAGGCCUCAAAGUGAUCGAAAGAUCUCCGUCAAGGAAAACUGGAGAAGACCCAAGGGUAUUGAUUCUAGAGUUAGAAGAAAGUUUAAAGGAUGCACAUUGAUGCCAAAUAUUGGUUACGGCACUGACAAGAAGACCCGUCACUACCUGCCUAAUGGGUUCAAGAAGUUUGUCGUUCAUAAUGUCAAUGAGCUCGAACUCUUGAUGAUGCACAACAGAACGUACUGUGCUGAGAUCGCCCAUGAUGUUUCGACAAAGAAAAGGAAAGAGAUUGUUGAGAGGGCAGCUCAACUCGAUGUUGUAGUUACCAACAAGCUUGCUAGGUUGCGCAGCCAAGAAGAUGAAUGAACAAUUUAGAUCCUUUCAUGCCAGUUUUUUCAUCAUGCUUUGUAGUGAGAUUUCGUUAAUAUAUAUCCCUUUUUUGGUUCAAGAGAUUUUGGUAUUUGAUGACCGUCUGAAUUUUUACAAUUUGUCACUUAAUACAUUAUAAUUUUGAACUUGAUUUAUGAGAUGUUUGAAUUUUGAAGUUUA